UCUACUUCUUCGUCCCAAGCCUUCAUCAUCUCUGGAGAUAGCGGUGCGGGGAAAACCGAAACCGCAAAGGUUCUCGUGGAAUACUUCACGUAUGGUUUAGAAAAAAGUUUUACAGUUACACAUUGUGUUGCAGGACGAGCAAGACAGACAAGCUCUGUCAUGCCGGAUACGCAUGGCAGCCUCGUUUCAUAGGUGUUUUCCCUUCGGAUUUCUGCAUUACAAGUUUUCUCUCUCAUGCAGAGAAAUUUGUGUUGCUAAAUUGACUACAAGUGUGUACUUGUAACAGUUUUUUCUUGCGAUAUCACGAGGGAGCGGAAUAUUAGUGCGAAAACUUCUAUUCCCGACUACCUCCAAGGGCAAGGGGGUGGACACCAGCCUUGUGCGGACGAUCAUGCUGGAAACAACUUGCAGCCUGUGGUCGGACACCAAAUCGUACAAAACCACAACAAAAAAUUACAAGCGGGGAACAUUUUACUGGAAGCGUUUGGAAACGCGACCACUUUAAGGAAUCGCAAUUCCAGCCGGUUUGGAAAAUUCUCGACUCUGCACUUCAACAAGCCCUAUGGGGAUUUCAAAACCGCGAAAAUUCAAACCUAUUUGCUGGAAUCCAGCCGGUAUGAAUUGCAAAAGUAUCGUACUAGCAGUAAUUGCAAUACAAAUUAGCUCAGCAUGACAAGUGGAAUUUCUCAUGCUGUUUUGCCUUGGGAUGGAGAUUUGUAAUGCAUGACUGCGAUUACUACGAGUGCGAUGCUUUUGCACAGGAUAGCCGGGUGUGCGGGUGGAACAGCGAGAUGGGGGAGCGCAGUUUAUCCAAGAAAAAAGCUGUGUAAGUGUAACUUUGUGUUGCAGACGUAUGUAAAACACUUAUCACCUGUCAUGCUAGACACAUGCAUCAGAGGUUCUUUUCGUACGUGUUUUCACUGAUACUAGCUCCGCAUGACAGGUUUUCUGUGUUCUGAAGAGCAAACUUGUGAUGCUAUUCCUCCAAGAAAGUUACACUUACACAGUUUCUUUCCUGCAUACAGUUUUCACGUGUUUUACUACUUGCUUUCGCGAAAUCAAGAUCAACAUAAAAGUCGGGAUAUGAAGAAAUCAAGCAUCGUCGAUAAAAACGAUAAUGAACAAGUCGAACCCGAAACGCUCCAAGACUGGAAAAUGUUUCGGGACUAUGAAAAAACCAGAAACAGUCCGCGAAGAGUCCAGAAACAGGAGGACAAGAUCGAUCAGAAGUUUUUUGAAGAAUAUGAAAUGCAAAAGCAUCGAACUCGUAUAAAUGCAUUACAAAUUUCCACAGCAUGAGAAAUGAAAUUUGUAAUGCGGAUUUACCUGAAGAAAAAUACUUGUAAUGCAUGACUGCAAUUACUACAAGUGCGAUAGUACUUUUGCAGUUCAUAAAGAAUUUGAGGAAGCGAUGAAGGUUUUGAACCUGGAAAAAGACUUUGAGACCAUGAAAGUCUGGGAUUUUUUGAAGGGAAUAGCGUUGCUGGGGGGUGUGGAAUUCGUCUCUAGUGGUGGCGGAGAUGAUGAUGAUGAUGAUGAGGCAGGCGACUCGUUUGAACAACAACACCGGAACAACAACGCAAGCAAAAGCAUCAACAAAACCAACGACAACAGCAUCGAGGUCCGCGCUGAUACGAAGAAACUCGGGAUUUCUGUGGCGGCGAAGUAUCUCGGGAUCUGCGGGAAAAAUCUGGAAAGAGCACUGAUCAGCCGGGAAAUGAGCAUCAGCGCUGGCAGGGGCUUUAAAAAGAAUGAAAACAGCACGUCGACGACCAAAGUUGUAGACCACCACGGUGAAACUGAAAGGAUCACCGUUUCCCGGUCCGCAACGCAAGCUUACCAGUGUCUCACCGCCCUGCGAAAAACGCUGUACAACAGACUUUUCACAUAUGUCAUCGUGGAAAAGUGCGUGAACGACAAACUCAUCCCGGACGAGAACAAAACAUCUUCAAGCGAACACCACAAGCCUGCUGCGGCGCGGUCUCGAAGUAGCAGCUGCGUGUCCUCGAAUUGUUCUAGUUUUAGCUGUGGGGAAGGGGACGAAGAUGAGGAAGAAGUAUUAGAUGAUCAUGAUGAUCAUUUCAACCGCAAAAUCAAAAACAACUACAUCACCAGCAAGAGUAAAUCUAAAUACAUCGGAAUUUUGGACAUCUACGGGUUUGAGCAGCUCGCGGAAAAUUCGCUAGAGCAGAUGUGCAUCAACCUGGCGAACGAACGGCUGCAGUCGUUA
Amoebophrya sp. A120 is the source of this 2230-nucleotide messenger RNA. The record is from the annotation of a GenBank genome assembly. Lineage: Eukaryota; Dinophyceae; Syndiniales; Amoebophryaceae.